AUAUAGACGCACUUGUACAUUCCAAGUGGCUCACGAAUGCCUGCUGAAACCAUUGGAAGAGCGUCCAACAGUGCCAGCAGUGUUCGAGAGCCACACUGGCAAGACAUCGGGCAUUUGCAUCGUUCUUAAGCAGGCGCAGCAGGCGCGGCGCGUGGUGGAACGAUUGCAGCAAGCGGCGUCUGGCAGCAGACUUUGGCACGCCUACCGAUCAGACUUUAGCAGCAGCAGCAGCAAGCUGCCGCGCACACGUGCACGUGAAGGUUUUGCGCAUGACCCUUCUGGCAGUCCUGACUUCAAGCCAUUCCAACAUCUCGGGCUGAGGCCAGACGGAGGCCUGAAGUUUCUGGCAAUGGCGCAGCACGGGGGUGGUUGGCCGGCCUGGCCCAAGUUCAUCAAAGUGGCGUUUGGCUACGUGGUAUUAUUGGUCAACGUCAGCAUCUUGUUGCGUUGCGCCAGCGUUGCACGACAGGACAUUUCCGCACACGGAAUCUGGAGCCAGCCUGGAGAGUUGUCGCAGAAGGUUCCCCAUGAGAGGUGGCCGCGGCCCCGGCGUCGGUGGCCACAUAACGACGGUGAGGCGAACGAAGGGGUUCAGCGAAAGGUGGAUUUUCGCCAGGUGCAGGUGUUGCACGGGAGUGCAAUCCGGGAGCACGGAGUGGGAGGGGCAAGUGCCACUUACGUCUCAGCAGGAACACCCGGUAAAUUGAUGUGCACCUUGCAGCUCGAGCCGCACAUAUCGUAUCCCAUACACCGCAGCACAUCGAUCGCACCAUUGAUUACUCUCCCAGGGCUCCAGAAAUUAAGCGUUCUGAGUCCACUUUGCCACGUUGGCAAACGUUGCCUGUUUGCUGGAAGUGCGGCAAACGAGUCACUGGAAACCAGGUGCUGUGUUUUCGGACCUUCAGACUUCAGCACCGCCUUCGCGUGUCAACUACCUUCUAAAUCCACCGAGAGGCGGGCGAUGAUGUGCUGUUUCUGUCGCCUCCCCACCCCACCCCCAGAGCACCGCCCUGCCGAGGUUGGUUUCUUGCCGCCGGUGUGGCGGCAGGCUGUCGUGUCCGUUUACGAGAUCGGUGGGUUAGCCUAUUAUUUCAUGCGGCUACUGGUUGCCGCCUGGCGUGCAUGCAGGACGCACGGCGGGCAGUGGGAGGACCUUUACAAUUCUUGGGAGGCGACCGUGUAUAUCUACUGGGAUCUAAUCCCAUCCGUUCGCACAUUCAGUGCCCUGCGCGCGCUGAAGCACGUGCACCCGCAGCUUUUCCCCGCGGAGCUUCGGUCGGCCCACUUGAAGUACAGCAUGCGACUGCGGUCCUGCAGGCAGAGGUUCGCGAUGAUAUCGCUGUUCGUCAUCAAGCGGAUCGUUAUUCUCUGGUUCGGCCUUCAGGCUUUCAUGCACAAAUUCACCCAGACAGCAGCCCAGCUUGAGAUGAACGAAGGUCGCCCGCUCACGCAGAUGUUCUUGGGCAUUGUAUUUCUGAAUCAGCUUGUGGGUGGGGUGGUUCAAAUGGAUAUUCAGUUCCGUAACAGGCUCAUGCUCUUCCUUUUCGGUGGUGAGGACGCCAAGGUCGAGCCAGAGGAAGAUGCUUUGCUCAAUGUGUGGGUCGCCCACGUAGCCAACGCUCUCUGGCAAAGAGCUUUCUGCCUGAACGAUGAUGCCGCCCUAGAUCCGGUCGCCAUAUCCACCUUCAAAGGGGCGACCCCCAAGGAACGAAGAAUGACUGCCUUGGAGAGGCUACUUUGCUGGAUACGGUGGGUGGUUGCUAUCUCCGAUUUUAACCACAUAGAUCUGCAAAAGGCUGUCCUCUGUGAAGGCGAAGAGCAUCGGCAGAGGCGCAAUGAAAUCUUGGGUAGUCGAAGCAUCGACCAUAACGCCAUCAGUUUUCUGGACUAGGUUCACGAAGUGCGCGCGGUUAGAUGACUGGUCUUCUCCGUAGCGUGCGUGCGGUCGGCGAUCCCGUCGAGCAUCUCAGUCGUGCAUUGGCCGCGUCUUGCUCUUUACGCUUCACAAGAAGGUAGUAUGCAGGCCACCUCGGAGUCCACCUUCGAAGGGAAAUAAUAGUCGUCAUCACUACAAUGUUCGAGCGAUCGUCACCACCAUCACGACAGGCAUCGAUACCCUCACUCUAGUCACCGUCACUAUCAUAUUACCUUAGCGUGAAUUAUGUUGCGAGUGGUGGAGGCCGCGGAGCUGUUUGCCUUUUCAAGCGCUGAAAGGGUCUCACGAUACACCUUGAGCCGCCAUCACCAAGAUCUCCUGGGCGGCCUCCUCAACUUGGUUUGUGUGGUCGGCCACGGUCCACUGCCCCGACGGCAUCUGCUCACCAGCGCACGGCAUCGUGCGCCGGCGGCAUCCCAGGCAAGAGAUUUGCGCAACGCCGUGCCACGCGGAAGACGAUACAAGAGGAGGAGGAGGAGUUCAGCUGCCCCAUGCGGUUUUACCUUCAUGCCUGGUUUUGUGCGUGCGAGAAAAUUCGUUUCAUGCACUCGCGCGUUCAUUGAUCGCAUUUACCUAACAGGGCGUCGAGAGCCAGAUCCUGAGCGAAGCAUCUUUGCAGCGGAGAGCGCUUACAUUUUCUGACUUGCUUGAUACCAUACAUUUUGUUGGACGUCCUCCAUCUUGCAUGGCGUGCGAUGUCCCGGUGCGCCGGUGCAGCCGCAGAUUCUUGCGUUUCUUCCAGCCGCAGAUUCAGCGUUUUAUUUCUCUCGGUUGGUCUCGAUGAGUUUUCGAGCGAUGAUAUGUGAUCUGAGUUGCCUCGAUACGCCCGUUUUGAUACGCAAUACGUCCCGUGAUCAAGACGUCCGUGUCAAUAAGUUGCGUGUUGUUCCACGUUUUGGACCACAUUUUGGCGAGUGUAUCGCGUCGGACCUACGUUUUCAGCCUACGUGUUGAGCUCCGUAUCAAUACGCUAUGUGUUGCGUUAGUGUGUACGAGCAUUGAGCUUACGCAGCGGCCACAGCCGUUCCACGAUGCUGAAUUUCGGGCGUAGCCCGAAGUUAGUUUUCGAAUUCGUUUCUGGAGGUGCGACCAACUGAAUAAUUGAUUGGCCACGCACGCUAGCAAGCUGGUUGAAGCUUGGGUGGCAGAGGGCGUAACCUACUUCCGCAGGCAGGAUGAUUAUCAUCGUCAGUCCUUGAUGCAUGUACGCCCGAUAUGGUAGUGGGAGCCUCUACACCGCAAAAUGAUAGCGCUGGUCUGCAGAUUCGGAGCUCAGUGGACCCCAUGUCUUUCGGAGCCCACAUACGAGUCAUCACUGUCUCUGUGUAUAUGUGUAGAUCAUACAUCCUAGCACGGUAUGCC
This is a messenger RNA of Prorocentrum cordatum, 3298 nucleotides long. Lineage: Eukaryota; Dinophyceae; Prorocentrales; Prorocentraceae. The record is from the annotation of a GenBank genome assembly.